UAGAAAUCCGCUGUUUGAAAUUAGCCCAUAGAUUUGCGUUUGCAGGUGAAGUAGUAUCCAAAGACCAUGGCCCCUGGUUUUUCAAUCUCUCUAUCAAAUACCAACUGUUCAUUCUUUCACCUUAACCCUAACCUUCAUUUAUUUCCCCUUCUUCUUCUUGUCUCCCUCCCCUUUUUAUACUCCCCUUUCAUCUUUUCUCCCUUUUUUUUUUCACCAAACUCCUACGGCGAUGCCAUAUUUCACGUUUCUGUUUUCAUUUUGUACGAAAAUCCCAUCCUAAAUUACCUAAGAAGAUACAAUUUUUGCUCCACUCUUUUCUGUCCCCUGUUCCUUCUGUUUAAACCCUGUUUUCCUCCUCUCUUUUUUUUUUUUGGCUUGUUCAUCAGCAUUUUCUCUGUUGUUUUAACUUUUUGUUUGAUAUCCAGAUUUUGUUUUCCAAUUUUCGAUAGUUUUCAGAAAUACCCAUAUCGGAAUUUGGCUCCUUUUUUUUUUUUGUUUGUGUCUAUGCCUCUGAUAGAGUUGAUUCAGAAUUGUAAAUGGGGAGAGCAACCGUGGCUGAUAUAAAAGGGAGAGAUUUUAGUGAAUUGGAUAAGGAAGCCAAAGCAAAUACAGAAAACACUAAUAAAGGUUCCAAUACGAAUAAGAAUAGGAAUACUACUACUUCAGAUAGCAGGGGAAGGAAAAAUCGGCGGCGGCAGAAGAAGACGAUGGUGGUGCACCCCGUUCAACGGCUUUUCGAUGCUUGCAAGGACGUUUUCGCCCAUGCCGGGACUGGAUUUGUCCCUCCCCCCGAUAAAAUUGAGCAGCUUAGCGCUCUUUUGGAUGAAAUUAGGCCGGUUGAUGUUGGUCUUAGUCCACGAAUGCCAUUUUUCAGUCCGCAAGCAACUCGGCGAGCUCCAACAAUAACCUACCUGCAUAUUCAUGAGUGCGAAAAGUUUUCGAUGGGCAUCUUUUGCUUGCCUCCAUCCGGCGUUCUUCCGCUUCACAAUCAUCCUGGAAUGACGGUAUUCAGUAAGCUUCUCUUCGGAACUAUGCACAUCAAAUCGUACGAUUGGGUUGUUGGUGCCCCUAGUGCAUCAGCUGUUGCGGAACCUUCACAAACAGCACAACGUUCGGAAGUUCGGAUGGCCAAAGUUAAAGUCGAUUCCAACUUGACCGCACCUUGCAAGACCUCCAUACUUUAUCCAGCUGAUGGAGGCAACAUGCAUUGCUUCACUGCUGUCACAGCAUGCGCGGUGUUGGAUGUUCUAGGCCCUCCUUACUCGGAUCUCGAAGGACGGCACUGUACGUACUACUUGGCCUACCCAUUCACAAAAUUCUCAGGUGAUGAACAAGUAUCAAUUCCGGAUGAAGAGAAGGAUAGGUAUGCUUGGCUUCAAGAGAGGGACAAACCUGAGGAUUUGGUUGUGGAGGGGGCUUUGUACACUGGUCCCGUUAUCAGGGAAAACUGAUCUCAAAGUCUCAUUACAUAUCAUCUUGUACUGCAAAAAAAAGAAUCAUUUUCUUAUCCAUGUUGUCUUGUCAGUGGUUGCUGUUCCAGCUUUAGAAACUUCUAUUUUCCUUAUUUUCUUUUUUGUUUUUUCUUCUUUCCCUCUUAGUGGGACAUGGGUACUCUGUUUUUUUUUUUUUUUUUCACCACAGUUUCUUGUACAUAAAAGGGAAAAAUAACAAACAAAAAAAAGAAGAAAAAAAAAGGGGGAAAAAGGGCAAAACUGUUGUAAAGUGCACCGGAUGAAGUUUGUAGUUGAAUGAGAAAAUUGUUAAGAAGUGCACAUUUAUAGGGCACCUCUCUUUUUCUAA
Messenger RNA from Gossypium raimondii (Peruvian cotton), 1800 nucleotides. RefSeq names its product plant cysteine oxidase 2. The record is from RefSeq and is a predicted model, not a curated record. Bases 537 to 1451 code for a protein of 304 amino acids. Gene Ontology annotation, molecular function: oxidoreductase activity, acting on single donors with incorporation of molecular oxygen, incorporation of two atoms of oxygen. Lineage: Eukaryota; Viridiplantae; Streptophyta; Magnoliopsida; Malvales; Malvaceae. The transcript is spliced from 5 exons.